Molecule: messenger RNA, 2919 nt
Organism: Octopus bimaculoides (California two-spot octopus)
Lineage: Eukaryota; Metazoa; Mollusca; Cephalopoda; Octopoda; Octopodidae
Biological process (GO): nucleosome assembly
Cellular component (GO): nucleosome
Molecular function (GO): DNA binding
Source: RefSeq, a predicted model, not a curated record
GCAGCCACCGUUUAAUUGAUAGCGCUUAGCCGAAUUUGACGCCGUUUAUAACUUGCUGUCUGAAUUUUCCCUGUCGAAUAAUUUAUUCGUCGUCCAUGAAACACAACUUGGGGCAUUUACCAAACUGACUCAAAUUGUGGAUUUUUUGUGCGUGGAAGCCAUCCUCCUGAAGUGCACGAUAUUUUAAAGACUAGUUUUGUUGCUACUUUUUUUAUCUCUUUUGGUAAAGUUUUCUUCUAUUUAGAAGUUGUAAUCUAAUCAUGGAUACUGGAAAUGAAUGCUACUCCGUCGAAGGAACUUCUGAAAAAGCGUCAGUUCAAGCUGUUAACACUAAGAAUUUGAUAAAACCGGCUGGAGGAAAACGCUCACGGCGCCCUCCACCAGCUUCUGUAUCUAGAAACAAAACGCCAACGAAAAGUUCGACUCGUAAAGAACCGAAACCUGGUGCCAAACACCCGAAAUACCGUUCAAUGAUUAUGACGGCAAUCGAUAGUAAGAUUUCGCGGAAUGGUGUUUCAUUGAGAGCGAUAUUAAAUUAUAUCCAAGCGACUUUUGAAGUGAGUUCAAAUUCGAAGUUCGUCAACACGCAAGUGAAAAAAGCGUUGGCGAAUAUGGUUGAGGAUUGUGUGGCUAUUUUAGUGACUGGCACGAUAGGAACAGGUUACUUUAAAUUGAAGUCUUCACAGAAAUCCAAAUCUAAAAGUGGCGGCAACAGCAAUGUGAAGGCUAAUAAAAAGGCCCACAAGAAACUACUCCUUACCAAAAGUGGGCAGUCUAAUUUAGAUGAUAUGAACUCGACAUUUACUAAAUCCCCAGGAACCAGCAAAUCUACUAAAACGAAAUCAAGAGAACUUGGUAAAGUAAAUACUCCGCAUCAAACGAAAACCAAAAGAGUUAUUUCAUCUAAAAGAAAGUCUCUCUUACCAAAAAACCUGAAACGAUCCAGUCUUUUGCAUAGACGAAAAUCUGUUUCAAAAGAUUCUACAAAGAAAUCUGGUUCAAAGAAGUCCAAAGCUAAGAGUCCUAACAAAGUUCCAGAGAAAUCAGUUAAAAAACCAAAAAAUAUUCAGAAGAAACCACUCGCACAAGUCGAACGAAAAUCGCCGAAGGUGAAAGAAGAAUUAUCAAAAGCCAGUAAAGCUACCAAAUCGAAGUCCGUAGUUCAAAACUCUAAGAGGCAACUUUCGAAAUAGGAUUUUUCUUUCAAUGUAACGCCACCCGCUUAUCUCUCAUAUCAAGAUGUUUUAAACAAUACAAUGAAAUUCCGUUUCAUCCUUACUUACAACAUUACUCUGUAUUAAAAACAACAAAACAUUUGAAUUGAAGCAAGGCUAAAAAAUUUAGCGACAGAUUACAUACCAUUAGAGGAUUUACUUCACCCUGCUUUCAUUUCGUUGUUGGUCUGUAUAAUCGACUAUAUUCCUUCUCUAGGUCGAUGUAUCAGCCCUACUCUAUGAUCACUAUCCCUUUCUUCAACUCGCACAUCCUAGAGAAUUCACUACAUCAAAGGUGGGGGGAGAAUGUCUGCAUUUACUCGCAACUGUAAGGAAUAUCGAAAAGCAUUGUACAUUACAUUAUUAGCAUUUUUUUCUUCUAAAAAUAACAUCCUGAGCUUCUCUUUUCUAGUUUUUAGCCAAUUUAUUUCACUUUUCCCACUGUAAUUAAUUAUGAACAAAGUGCUCGGUCUGAGGAAUCCCUGGUCUAUUUACCAGCUUGGAAUAGUAAUAAACUUAUUAGCGAUUAUGAAACUGCCAACGCUAGAUCGCUUCUAGAUUUGCUCGAUCAGAGCGAACCUAGUGUUAAAAUUUUAAUUCUCACAUCAGUAAUGCGGCCAAAAUCCAGAUGCUUCUUUUGUCCACAAAAUUCCAUCUACGUGCAAUAAAUCAUAACAUUUGGAAAAGAUACUCGGUCAUCGUUUGUAAAUAUAUUUCAUUUUGGACAAUGUUUGGUUAAAUAGAAAUUAAAAUAAACAAUUUAAAAGUACAGAUUUUUUUUUUUUUUUUUUCGUUAGUGAAUACAAUCUUAAAACUGGUUACUAUUACAAUGUCCUGAAUAACCGCUAAACUGGCAGGUAGAAAAACACAAUUGGAAGCUGGACACUGCAGAUAAAGGUAGAUUUAGGAAUAAACUGUGGAGCAUGCAACAUGUGAGCCGCAUGCAACUCGUAGAAUCUUCUGAAGCAUUAGUAGCACUAGUGUGGCUCGCCUGAUAAGCCAUCUCGCAUGCGUCCUACUCCUCGAAACCUGGUGUAACCAGCUGAAGAUAUCGAGCGAAGAUGACUAUUAAAAUAAGCAGCUUGAGGUUUAGCUACAAAUAUCCUACAUGCUAAGCGAGCUCUUCUGCUGUUGUCUCUGCCUACAGUUUUUUUUUUCUGGUCAAUUUGGUAACUCUACAUAAAUUUAUAUUUCGUAACUCGCGCGCGCAUGGUGUUGGAGCAGUUGUUUAUUGAAUUGAAUACAGCAAAUAUUUCCUGCAGACGAACUAUGGGAUAAAAUGUCAGGGAGAAGCUGACUAAUCAACGAAAUUAAUUUCAGCUCGACUAGUUACCAGCUGUCUUACAGACAUAAAACCUCACAUUGUAUGAAACUAACAAUUAUAGUUUCAAACUUUCCCUAAAAGAUAAUAAUUUUAGUGGGUAGCUGGGUUUGUUGGUUGAUAAUAUAUGAUUUUAAUCUUAUCCAUUUUCGAAAUAACUAAAGAUUGAAGUUAUGGUUUCAUAUUUGAGAGGAUUGUCUUUUGACUAGUAACCUGUGCUUAUGCAACCUCCUGCAGUAAGCAAAUCGAUCUCCUGUUUCCGUAACGCACCAAAUCGAGUUCACCAGUACUUAAGUUCAAAUAUAAAAUUUUUAUCCUAUGAUGGUCGUUGGCCGGUAAGGUUGUUUCAGUCAAAUUUCUACAACUGAAUUAGCGAAAACGUAG